Molecule: messenger RNA, 291 nt
Organism: Iphiclides podalirius (scarce swallowtail)
Lineage: Eukaryota; Metazoa; Arthropoda; Insecta; Lepidoptera; Papilionidae
Source: the annotation of a GenBank genome assembly
AUGAGUUGGGCGGAAGGCGCGGAGGGCGGCGCGCGCAUCCGCCCGCGCGUUGUUCGCUACGCUGCGCGGCGCUCCGCGCCAACUUCACUCUACGGACUGACCUCGUUAGGGCCACGCUAUUCUCGCUACGCCGCGCCGGCGGGGCGGUCGCAUCCCUUAGGUCCGGUCGAACGCCAGCCGGGUUCGUUUAUCACUAAGCUAGCUUCCACCCGCGACGUUUCUCGCGUGGCUCACUUCGUAAUAAAAUAUUAUACUCACCCACUCGCUCUACAAAUACUUGGCGAAUUCCCG